This is a messenger RNA of Rhinichthys klamathensis goyatoka, 2900 nucleotides long. RefSeq names its product trimethylguanosine synthase 1 (gene tgs1). Gene Ontology annotation, cellular component: nucleus. The transcript has 13 exons. Gene Ontology annotation, biological process: 7-methylguanosine cap hypermethylation; 7-methylguanosine RNA capping. Bases 245 to 2674 code for a protein of 809 amino acids. The record is from RefSeq and is a predicted model, not a curated record. NCBI's taxonomy places the organism in Eukaryota, Metazoa, Chordata, Actinopteri, Cypriniformes, Leuciscidae. Gene Ontology annotation, molecular function: RNA cap trimethylguanosine synthase activity.
AUUUCCAAAACACGAGGGGGGAAACUCGCACAGCGUGCGAGUCUUAAACGUUUGUAUAAAAUUAGAUCGAUUUUGUAAUGAUUUUAAUCUUCCUCGUUUUAAUCCAUCAGUAUAUUUAUAUAUAGCUUCUCGCUGUCGUUUUUAUUUGUAAUGUCUGUGUAAAAGAGUGAUUAUUAUAAGGUUUGUAGCAAAGUCUCGGGUAGAUUCUGUUGACAGGUGUCACUCAUGGUUCUAUCAGUCUAUUAUGAUCAAUUACGGCAAGCUGAAUGUUGUUCCUCUAGCUGAUAUCAUCUUCUAUCAGGGUGAAGAAAGAGAGAUGACAAUACAUUGCUUGUGCUCCAGAGCUUACGUCAAUGAUCGAGAAUUAUAUCGGUCAGAUUUUAAAGCCAUUCUGAGUCAGACUGACAAUCAAGUAGAUGUUGAAGCUAAUGAUGGGGAAGAGCUUUUGGAGAAUCCUAAUCGUUUUGUGGAUGAGGAAGAGGAGGAGGAGGAGGAGGAAGAGGCCAUUGUUGAUGAAGAGACCAUGCUUAUGGCCAGUUUGGGGCUUCCUGUGGAGUUUGCCAGCUCAUCAGAACAAAGGAGAACUGGCCUAGCGAGACUGAAGAACAAAAGAAGCAUCAAGCACUUGGAAACCCCCCCAGAUUAUGCCGACACAGACGAGGACUCUGAGCAGAAACAGCAGUGUGCUGUGAGUGACAUCGCUGAGACCCCCGCUGAACUGACGUGUCCCAUGUCAGAGGUGGCCUGGCUGAGGUACUGGGAGCAGCACGGGGAGGGUCUGCUGUGGCAGAGCUGGCUGGAGAAACAUCCCAAAAAUUCCAGCAGUACAGCGCAGGAAUGUUCCCGCUCGGAGGCAGACUGGGACGAGCACUGCCAACAAGCAUACCAGUACUACUGGGAACAGUUUCACUACUGGGCCGCCCAAGGCUGGACGGUGGACGAGUCCUAUAGCACAACCACUGCUUCUGAGGAAGAUCAGGGCAGCCGAGGAGAAACAGAGGAACUCAAGAAUCAGACGGAAGAAAGAUUGAAGGCGAACGCAAUCAGCGUUGCAGAUCUCAUAAGCAGCCUGAGCUUAUUGACUGAGGAAGUUGACAGCGAUGAUGGCGACCAGCAGUCUUUGGUCUGUAACUGUGCUGAUGAGCCCUGUGAUGGUGGAAGCCGCAAAAGGUCAUCUUCACGUAGAGGCUGCACUGACACUUCGGAUGGCAACAUGAAACAGACCUCUGCGCCGUUGAAUAAUCGGAGUGGACAACCCGUAAAGAACAGAUCUAACAAUGAGGAUCAGAGCGAUGAUGAUGAUGAACCUCCAGGGAACAGACGAACUAAAGUGAAGAGAGCUCAUGAGCUGGAUGCUGAGGAGCUUGCGGAGGUGCCGGUUGAGGAGGCGUGGGACGUUCUCGGCCUGAAACGUAGUGCCCAGCCUAAGUUUGACAGCGUUGUGAAGCUGAAACCAGUCCAGGGUCCAUACGCGGGCAGGAGGAGUGAGAACAGAAAGCCCCCUGAGGAAAGAAAAAAAGCAGCCUGCAAGAUCAACAAGCACAUCUUUUUUACUGAUGAUGGACCACAAACCACAAAGCCAAAGACCAGCAAAGCCCUUCAAAAAGUCCAGAGUUUCCUGCAGAAGGUUCAGACUGAUGCUGUCUCUGAGGAGCUGACCCCGGCCUCUAUGCCUGAAGCUCCGAUCUGCCCAUGUGAGAGAGCGGACGAGGGCAGUUUACCUACACGAAACGAGGAAGAAGCAAACAAUAAGAUAGAUGAAAAAGAGCGUGAGAAGACUCCUGAGCUCAACAGAACAUGUGAAAAAAGUGAGGAACAUCAGCAGAACAUUCAGUGUGUCUUCAUGCCAGAGCCAGAAGAAAUACAGGAUGAUGAUUCCGAUCCCAGAGGAGAGCUGCAUUCCUUAGACGUCCCUGACUUCUUGCUCCCAGAUGCUCCUGAGCACACCGAGGGAGCAGAGAGUGUGCAGGCCUUUAAAAAGAACAAGAGAAAGAACAGGAAAAGGAGAAAAGAUGUGGAGAUGCCGCCUGAGAUUGCAGCAGAACCUGAGCUGGCCAAGUACUGGGCCCAGCGCUACCGUCUGUUUUCCAGGUUCGAUGAGGGCAUCAAACUUGACCAUGAGGGCUGGUUCUCAGUGACUCCUGAGAAGAUAGCAGAGCACAUUGCUUUGAGGGUGCAGGACAGCUUCAGCGCGGAGCUCAUUAUCGAUGCCUUCUGUGGUGUGGGUGGCAAUGCCAUUCAGUUUGCCCUCACUGGGAAAAGAGUGAUCGCCAUUGACAUCGACCCCAUACGCCUGGCUCUGGCACAGAACAACGCAGAAGUGUAUGGUGUGGCGCACCGGAUAGAGUUCCUGCAGGGAGACUUCUUGCAGUUGGCUCCACGCCUGCGAGCAGACAUGGUUUUCCUCAGUCCCCCGUGGGGAGGACCAGAGUACCUCAGUGCUGACGUCUUCAACAUCAAGACCAUGAUGACUCCUGAUGGAUUUGAAAUUUUCAGGUUGUCAAAAAUGAUUUCAGACAAUAUUGUGUAUUUUCUUCCUCGAAAUGCGGACAUGGAACAGAUCGCGUCUCUCGCCGGCCCAGGUGGGAAAGUGGAAGUGGAGCAGAACUUUUUGAACAACAAACUGAAAACAAUUACUGCAUACUUUGGCAGCUUAAUUAAGUCAAAAACCUAAAACAUUUUAUUUCCUUUUUUUACUUCUUUUAGUCAUUUAUGUUAUCUGUACUUAUUGCACUUGAAUUGUACUCAUACACAUUAUCUGCUGUUUACUGUUUUGUAAAGCCAUUGACGAUGAAUUUUACAUACUAAUGUGUACUCAUGAUGCUGCUAGUUUAAUGUUUAUUUUAACAGUUUUGUUUUUCCAGCAUUGAUAUUUACCUAUUAAAAUUAAUUUGAAGGAA